UUGCUGGUGGGCGCGGCUGGCCUGGGCGCUGGAGGCAGAGCGUUGGCCCGAGUCCUGCGACACGGCCCCCUGCCCCACGCUUGGCCGGGUCGCCUUGCCGAGGCAGCUUCUUCCGGCCCGUGCGGCGGGAUUCCGUGGAGAGCCCCCCAACACACACAUCCCGAGAGUCUCUGUAGAAGCUGAUAUCCAUCACCAUCCUUCAAAAUGCAGUGGAAUGUACCACGGACUAUGUCUCGGCUGGCACUCAGGACAUUCUCAGAACCACAGAAAGCCAGGCUCUUUGAACACCACCGGAGCAUAAAAGGACCAUUACUUUGGCGUAGAGGUGAAUGCAGAGUGGUUUGGAUACCACACCUUCGAAAGCAGUGGCUUCAUUUACCUGCUGUUCAGUGCCUUGCAAAGCAAAAGAAUCUAUUAGAUGCUCAGCCACCCCAACUAGGAGUCCUUCGCCAGGAACGAUGGGAGCAGGAUAUUUUAUCCAAGAGGGUUUUAUCUUCCAGUGCCACAUCCCGAGACUCUCCAUCUGAAAAAAAGGAAGAGCAAGAUCCUUUACAAGACAAGUCUAUUAGUCUUUAUCAACGAUUUAAGAAAACCUUUAGACAAUAUGGAAAAGUUUUAAUUCCUGUGCAUCUAAUAACUUCCGGUAUUUGGUUUGGAACAUUUUACUAUGCAGCUAUAAAAGGAGUAAAUGUCAUCCCUUUCCUAGAGAUGUGCGGAUUACCUGACAGUGUAGUGGACAUCCUGAAAAACUCCCAAAGUGGCAAUGCCCUGACAGCAUAUGCCAUGUUUAAGAUUGCGACACCUGCCCGCUACACUGUGACCUUGGGAGGAACAUCCUUUACUGUGAAGUAUUUGCGAAGUCAUGGUUACAUGUCAACUCCACCACCUGUCAAGGAGUAUUUGCAGGACAGAAUGGAAGAGACUAAGGAGCUCAUCACAGAGAAAAUGGAGGAGACAAAGGACAGACUCACUGAAAAAUUACAAGAAACCAAAGAAAAAGUUUCUUUUAAGAAAAAAGUGGAAUAAGGGUGCCUUAUGUAAGAUGUUAGAGAAAACCCCACUCUUUAACCCUCCGGAGACUCUGGGCAAAGAAAGUGUUCUGAAUUUUUUUUUUUUCUUCUUUGGUUACUUGCCUAAAUGUAUCAGUCCUCUGAGGGUUAAAGAACAGAGAUAGUUUUUUGGCUUUGUUUUUAAGUUAAAUAACAUUAGGGGAAAAAAAUAAUCAAUGUUUUUCAAAAUGAAAUGAACCCAGCAUACAAAUUGUAUAUGAGUUGCAGCAGUAAGCAGUAGUUAAUGUCCUGGAAGUCAGAGUUCUUUUUCCAUAUCCUCAGAAUCAAAUUUGCUUCAUGGUCUCUGACACCUGCAGUGUGUGUGCUGGGCAUUCUACGCCCAGAGUCAAAGGCAGUAAGUGCCCAGUUCUGUGGGAAUGAACAUCUACCGUUCAGACUCUGGGUAAGAGACCAGAGAAGGUACCUACCGGUUAACAGGUAGAUCUUAUUUCAAGAAGGCUAUCUAAAUCCAGUCUUAUGUUUAUAAGAUAUAUUGGUUAUGUGAUGAAAUGGACCCUUGUAAAAUGGUUUUUAACUGGAGCUUGUCAAAAUCACAUUUUUAAAGCAAAUUCUUUUUCAAACUUGACUAUGCAUGGUGGUUGGAUACUUGGACAGUCAGACUUUCUUGUAAUUCACUUCUGUCUUCUCCAGCUAAUCUUUGGAGGAAAGUAAAAGUUUUUUUUUUUUUAUAAACUUUAUUAUUGACAUCACAUACAUGAGCAACUCAAGUUCACUCUUCUUAACUACAUCAAGUUUUGAAAGACCACUGCUGACUUUGGAAGAGCAAGUCUGUGUAACUGCCUGUGCUCGAGAAUGGAGGCUCCUGGUGGGGUGCGAUGGGGGAGAAUGGAGAACAAGUGGGCAGUGCACCCAUGUGGUUCAUCUCAGAUCUCUCCCAUACUUAAAACCCUUGUGGGAUUCUUGGUCCUUAUAUCCCUGGUCAAAACAAAAGAGGCCUGUCUGUCAUGGUCUCAUUAGAAUUGUGGUUAAUGUCUCUCAUAUUGGAAGGAACAAUUCCUGCUUAAAUAUUCUGCUGACUGUGUAUAGCUCGUAAUGACAUCUCAUUGUGGCUGUCAGGCAAGUCCCUUGCCUGUAGACUGUCUCUGUUGGUGUGGGAGUGCCUGUGUGUCAUUUUUCACUCUCGGCUUUCCUUCAGGUCUAACCCUUGGGGUGACACUGGAGCAAGAAAUGGCCUUUGUAGGGGGCAUUGGUUUUGAUUUGCCAUCAGGAAAAUGUCAGAGACCUUGCCACAUAGCUAUCCCAUUCAGUCCCUGCUUCCUGACAGGAUUUACGUCAAAUGCUUCAUUUGCCCAGAUUUAGACAAUGAUGGGAUAACGUCACAUUUGAGAUACCCAGUCACUGUAUGGAAGCACUCUAAGUGAGAAUGCUGUGGUUGGAAGCAUUAGAGAAGGGGAUUUGUCAUGGGCCUCUGUUCUUUUGUUCCUUGGCAGGUGAUUAAUCUGAGGCAGAGUUCAGUGCACUGCUAGAAAUUGAUGGCACACUUUCAAGUAUAAACAUGACAGCAACACACUUUAGCAUGCUUUUAAACAGUAAAAUACUAAAUGCUGAUGUAGUAACAUUUCCCCCCUUUUAAACGACCAAGAAUGCCAUGCUAAAAUGUAGUAAUAUAUAGAAUUCUUUCUCCUAAAACCUUUUACCUGUCCUGGUGCGUAGGGCAUAUAUAUCAUCUAGUGGAGGUAAUCUGAGACUCUCAGGACAUUUCUAAUAAUCAUGAGACUACAACUUUCUUGUCCUGCGUAGAUAUCUUCUGCCUAGUCCAUUGGAGUCUUAUCACUAUUCAGUUUUAUGUCUGGGUUGUGUCUCCCAAUUAUAGCAAAUGAGGAGCUGCUUGUAUGUGCUUUUAAAUCCAAUGAAAAAGUCUCUAAAGAUUUGAGAAGUUACAUUAUUACUACUUGGCAUCAGAGAUGUCAUACAAAUGCUGUUGCCGAUAUUAUCCUUAAAGCAAUCCACAAACAACUUAUGGGGGAGCCUGCAGUGUGUUGAUAGCAGACAACGGUAACAUGCCACCUUAAAUUAUCACAUUGUAUAAUAUAGAUUUUAUAUAUGCUGAAUUGCAUUUUAUUUACAGCCAAUCUUGCAUUUCUCUUAGCUGCAAGGGAAACCAGGAAGCUCCAUGUCUGGUAUGCACAUUUAUCCUUUUGAAAGAUAUGUUAAUGUCAUGAAUGAAGCUGUGACUGAGUUUUUUUUUUUUUUUUUUUUUAAUGGACAGAAAACAUUUGCCUAGCACAUGAACAAGUUCAAAUGAAAAUGGAUUAGGUAAGAGGCUUGGUUUGUUAAAGAAUAAGAGUAAAACCAGCCUUUCAAAAUACCACAUCAUUGAGAGCCUUUUGUGCAAAAUGGGGUGCUGUUUGGAUUUCACUGAAGGGAAGAGAAGUAUGUAUAUUAGGAUUAGCUUUCUCCCCGUAGUGAAAUAAUAAAACAAAGAAUUCAAAUA
Molecule: messenger RNA, 3504 nt
Organism: Peromyscus leucopus (white-footed mouse)
Lineage: Eukaryota; Metazoa; Chordata; Mammalia; Rodentia; Cricetidae
Gene: Mims1
Product: family with sequence similarity 210 member A
Exons: 4
Coding region: 205-1026 (273 amino acids)
Cellular component (GO): mitochondrion
Source: RefSeq, a predicted model, not a curated record